Molecule: messenger RNA, 2183 nt
Organism: Sodiomyces alkalinus F11
Lineage: Eukaryota; Fungi; Ascomycota; Sordariomycetes; Glomerellales; Plectosphaerellaceae
Exons: 5
Coding region: 197-2086 (629 amino acids)
Source: RefSeq, a predicted model, not a curated record
CCCGUACAUAUCGAUCAAGCUUUGGAUUCUGAACUUCACCUUUCCAUAAUAAAACAUCGGCAUCAAAUAAUUUAGGAAACAAUAUCUAAAGUAGGCGCUGGUGUCUUCCGGCGCUGUCGCCUAAUACCCACUCUCUGCCGUUAAUACUUAAUAUCCGUCCACUACUAUCAAGCUUCCUCCGCCAAAGCUGAUCAACAUGUCACGAACUCUCCUCCUCUGCUUUAUACACGGAUUCAAGGGAACCGAUGACACAUUCAAGGAUUUUCCCUACGAACUCAAGAGGGACGUCGCACGUCAACUUCUGGACCAUCGCGUCGAGUCGGUCGUCUAUCCCAAAUACGAGACAAAGGGAGAGUUGGCAGAAGCCACCGCCAAGUUUUUAGAAUGGCUGAAAGAGAAGGUUAUGGAUAUUCGAAAGGCCAAUCUGGAGAACCCCUGGCCUCCCAACGACAGACAAGUUGGCGUAAUCCUCGUCGCACAUUCCAUGGGUGGUUUCGUCGCAGCGGAUGCCCUCUUCCUCGCCCUCGACCAACGAGCUGAGAACGAGAGCGAGGACAAACCACUGUUCCCGUUAAUCCAAGGCAUCCUGGCCUUCGACACGGCCUACAACGGCCUCGCCAGGUCCAUGUUCGUCUACGGCGCCUUCUCCAACUACCAAAAAGUCAGCAGCGUCUUCAACGUCAUGACCGCCCUCGGGGCCGCCGCGCCCGCCGGCCUGAGCAGCCUCGCCGCCCAGCGCGCAGCAAGCGCCGCGACCGCGGCAGCGAGCCUGGCGUCGUCCUCCUCUUCGCCAGGGCCAGCGUCAGGCCCAGCAUCGGCCUCCUCGUCGUCCCGCCGGAACUGGAAGCUGUGGCAGCUCGUCGCCGUGCAGACGGGCACGAUCGGCGCCAUCGCAGCGGGCGGCGUCGUGGCAUACAUGAACCGCGAGGCCAUCAUACGGGGCGUGAAGAGCGUCCGCAACCUCAACCGCGAGUCCGUGGUCGAAGGGUACCGCCAGGGGAUGGAGACGCUGGGCCAGGGGCUGGCGUACAUCAACCGCGGGAACGUGGGGCGGUCCUUCGCCUGGCUGUCGGACCACUUCACCUUCGUCGGCACCCUGAUGAAGCAGAAGGAGCUGGGCCGGCGCCUGGACCGCAUGGCGGCGCUCCGCGGCGGCGUCGGCAUCCGGGACUUCUACAUCUCGCUCGGCGAGAACGGGUACUGGAGCGGCGGCUAUUUUGUUCCUGAGCGGACCUUCUGCGCCGUGCCCGACGCCGGGCAGCCCGCGAGCGCGCUCUUCACGCGCUGCGCCAUGCGCGGGUCGGCCGACGAGCUGCAGGCCCACCUGAGCAUGUUCCGCCCGGACAAGAACACGGGCUACGAGAAGAUGAAGGACGAGGCGGCCGAGCUGGUCGUAAAGUGGUUUUCGGCCGAGGAGGAAAUCGUGGACGACCCCAAUUUCCGCCAAGUCUCGCCCGAAGAAACCGAGGAGGAUGCCGCGGUGGAGAAGACCUUGUCGAACACCGUGGACGAGCGAGGCCCGGAAGCUGGCACGGGAGCCCAAGGGGCGACGGAAGUCAAAGCUGCCGAGACCGGCGAGGACGACCUCCCGGACGAAUCUCCGGUGGACAUUGCGGCCGCUGCAUCGCUGGUGCCCCUCCCCGAGGAUGGACAUGGGGAACUCACGACCGAUACGAGCGCCGCCGGGCCCGAGUCGGGCGAGCCAACGACGGCCAACGAGAGAAAGAGGACGUACAUGCAGUACCUGUUCGGCGUCGCGCAGCAAGCUGGUCAGGGGGCCAAGGAUUGGUGGCCGAACAAGGUGCAUGUGCCCAUCAUGUCCAUGCCUUCCAUGCCUUCCAUGCCCUCCAAGGUGUCGAUGCCAUCCAUGCCUAAAAUGCCGACUUCUGUCUCGGCAUUAGGGAAUGCCUCUAUGCCUAGCGUGAACAUCUUCAAGAAACGAGAGGCCGAGGCGGAAGGCACAGCUGCUACAGCCACGCCAGGGGCAGACAGCAGCGGCCAGGAGGGAAACCAGCGUGAAGGUGCUCGUCAAGGCGCGGACGACGACCAGGCUGGCGCGACGGAGAAGUCCAUUUCGGCCGAAUGAACGGUCCGACUUUUGGUUGAGAACUUUUGGGAUGAGCAAUGAAUGGACUUGGGAGAAUUUUAGGAGGAAAAUUGGGUAAGAAAAGAAUAAAACCCGC